Messenger RNA from Penicillium daleae, 1497 nucleotides. RefSeq lists its product as uncharacterized. NCBI's taxonomy places the organism in Eukaryota, Fungi, Ascomycota, Eurotiomycetes, Eurotiales, Aspergillaceae. Gene Ontology annotation, molecular function: transmembrane transporter activity. Gene Ontology annotation, biological process: transmembrane transport. Gene Ontology annotation, cellular component: membrane. The transcript is spliced from 3 exons. The record is from RefSeq and is a predicted model, not a curated record. The coding region runs from base 1 to 1497 and encodes 498 amino acids.
AUGGGUACUUCUGACAUUGAGGCGGCCAGUGAAGCGAAACCCGUUGGAUCCCCAGAGACCCACCCCCACAGUCAGGAGACGGGAGUAAUGAUGGAGAUUACAUCGAGUCUCACCGACGAACAGGUAUUCGACAAAGCAGUGCUUAGCACCAGUGCACUCUUCGGCCUCCAAGAGGACACUCACCUCACGGGAAACCAGUAUUCCCUCGUCGGCUCAAUCUCCGCCAUAGCCCAGCUCGCAUGGCAGCCCUUCUCGGCCUGGCUGAUCGUUAAGGUCCCUCCCCGCAUCUUGAUGCCCGCAAUGAUCCUGGGGUGGGGCAUCGCCGAGGCCAGCAUUGCGGGCUGUCAUAGCUUUCCAACUCUGCUCACGGCGCGCUUCUUCUUGGGUCUUUUUGAAGCAGGUUGCCUCCCAUUGUUUACUUAUCUUACUGGAAUUUGGUAUCGGCGUUCCGAGCAGCCUCUCCGCAUUGCUAUCUGGAACGGCAUGAACGGUAUCUCGACCAUAGCAGCCGCUGCGAUUUCUUAUGGUCUGGGUCAUAUCGAGUCCGAACUCCUGAGGCCCUGGCAAAUCAUCUUUCUUUUCGCCGGUUUACUCACUAUAGUCAGUGCGCCGAUCGUGUACUGGAAAUUGGACAACGACAUCUCAGUCGCCCGCUUCUUGACUGAAGAGGAGCAGCUUCUGGGCAUCGAGCGCCUUCGUGUUAACCAGACUGGCGAGAUCAGCCACGAAUUCAAGUGGUCUCAUGUGAUCGAAGUUGCACUGGAGCCCAAGUCCUGGCUUUGGGUGGGAAUGGUGAUCCUGCCGAACAUGGGCUCUGGCAUGACGGGCGUCUUCGGCACAUUGAUCAUAAAAGGGUUUGGGUUCGACAAGUUCCAGACAUCGUUGUUGAACAUUCCAUUUGGCGCCAUGCAGACCAUUGUUAUCCUCCUGAGCUGCUGGGCUGCCACGAAGGCGAAAUUGAAGUCAGUGGUGUUGAUCGCCUUCACUAUUCCGGCUAUUGUGGGCACGGCAAUGCUAUACGGACUCAACCGUAGUGCGGCUGACCGUCCGGCGCUCCUCGUCGCGUACUACCUGUGUGCCUGUCUGUUUGCAGGGAACCCUCUCAUUCUCGCGUGGGCAAUCGGUAACACGGCCGGGGCAACAAAAAAGUCCACAAUGCUCUCUUUCAUCCAGGCCGGAGUGUCGGCUGGGGCGUUGUCAGGGCCAUUGCUUUUCACUAGCGAGCAGGCACCAAAGUAUCUCCCAGGUAUCCGGGCUGUGCUCGGAAUCUUUAUUGCAUUGAUUGGUGCGGCUGUCAUUCAGCUGUUGAAUCUGAUGUUCCUGAAUAAGCAGCAAAGGAAGAAGCGGAUUGCCAAUGGAAAGAGCGGGGACGUUGUUGACGAGUCCAUGCAAACCUCGGUCAAUACGACAAGCAAAGGACAAAUGCAAGCUUUAGAAGAGGUGGUUGCCCUGGACUUGACAGAUCGUGAGAACGACCAAUUUGUCUAUCUCUACUGA